Messenger RNA from Penicillium cataractarum, 630 nucleotides. It is a transcript of the gene xanC, whose product is annotated as transcription factor xanC. Gene Ontology annotation, molecular function: DNA-binding transcription factor activity. Lineage: Eukaryota; Fungi; Ascomycota; Eurotiomycetes; Eurotiales; Aspergillaceae. Bases 1 to 630 code for a protein of 209 amino acids. Gene Ontology annotation, biological process: regulation of DNA-templated transcription. The transcript is spliced from 2 exons. The record is from RefSeq and is a predicted model, not a curated record.
AUGAGAGUGAAGAAAAGCGCCGAGUCUCGAGAGGGGGACGGGGCAUCAGACCAGAAACAAGAUCCCCUGGAGAGACGGCGGCUGCAGAACCGCCUCUCGCAAAGAAACCACCGCCGCAAGAUUCGAGAUCGCAUCGCCAAGCUCCAAGAACGGGUCAUCGCCAACGAACUCCGAGCGGCCGCCGCCCUCAACGGCUGGGAUCAGGCUUACUCUCCUCCGCCUCUGUUAGGAAACCGAUAUGCAUUCCAGCAAGACAAUAUAUUGGGUCAUAGCCCUUCCGAUGGUUCCAUGCCGUCGACAGAGCCUGUAUCCAACUUUGGAUCUUCCUACGGCUUCUCCAUGACAUCGCCCUGGCCCGGCGCUGCAGUACAGUCAUCUGCUUUUCUAUCUGGAGACUCGACGUCGCUUUGGAAUAUUGAUCCCUCUCCAACGGACACGACAUAUUUGACUUCUACCCUUUAUGACCUAAUGGGCGACGGGACAAAUCAAACAUUCCUAGGGAAUAACGAGGAGCAAACGAUGCCAGAUAUAUCAAGCACUGGUAGCCCACAUUCCCCCGGGAGCUUCACGACUCCAGAUAACCAGCCAUUAUACUAUGCUGUAACCGGUGAGCAAUCUACAAUUCCCUAG